AUGUCUUGCUACAACGAGCCUCUCAGACCCUCCGGGGUGAGCUGCCCUCAGCCAAUUGCCGAGAGCCACAACGAGCCCUGUGUGCAGCAAUGCCCCGACUCCACAGCUCUCAUCUUCCCCCCACCAGCUGUGGUGACAUUCCCUGGCACCAUCCUCAGCUCUUUUCCUCAGGAGAGCAUUGUGGGAUCAUCAGGCCCAGCCUCGCUGGGGAAUUCGUCUGGGGGCUAUGGGGGCUCCUCUGGCUAUAGGGGCUUCAGGGGCUAUGGGAACUCCUCAGGUUUGGGAGGCUAUGGGGGCUCCCUGGGGCUGGGGGGCUCCUCUGGCUAUGGAAGCUCCUUUGGUUAUGGAGAUGGCUAUGAGGGCUCCCUGGGUUAUGGUGGCCAACAGGGGCUUGGUGGCUUUGGCAGUUGUGGGAGGUCUUACAACUCUGGCUUCUCCUCCUAUGGCACGGGGUAUUUCCUCCCUGGUGUCCAGAGGUGGAGCAGGUCCCGCCGUGGGAGCUGUGGGGCUUUCUAA
Molecule: messenger RNA, 516 nt
Organism: Calypte anna (Anna's hummingbird)
Lineage: Eukaryota; Metazoa; Chordata; Aves; Apodiformes; Trochilidae
Product: scale keratin
Exons: 3
Coding region: 1-516 (171 amino acids)
Cellular component (GO): intermediate filament
Molecular function (GO): structural constituent of cytoskeleton
Source: RefSeq, a predicted model, not a curated record